UCCAUCAACAUCUGUUUUGUCUAUUAUCCAUUCCCGCCAGAGAGCAACGGCCGCCGGACAACAUGCCUCUCUGCUUCCUCUCCGUCCGUCCUCCUCCGCCUCCACUCAUCACCUGCCACGUGUCCCCAACCGCAGUGCGUCCCCCGCCGUCUGCUUCAGCACCACCACAAGUACCAGCAGCACUACCUUCUCUCGCACUGAGCCCUAGCUCAACCCCUCCUCCGCCGCCGCUAACCUGCGCCCUCCACUGCCCGCACUUCGAAUCGUGCUCCGGGUGUACGCACGAGUUCAAUCUCCACCGUCCGGUCAUCGUCGAUGAGGCAACGGAGUUCUUCAAGACAGUUGGAGUCUCAGAUUUCACUUUUGACAGUUGCAAAUUGUGGGGAUGGCGGUGUCGCGCAAAGUUAGCCGUUCGUGGCUCACCGGAAAACCCCCUGAUUGGGCUUUAUCAGGAGGGAACUCAUAAUGUAGUAGAUAUUCCUCAAUGCAAAGCUCAUCAUCCAAGUAUAAAUGCUGCUGUGGAGCUGCUUAAACAAGGUAUUACUGAACUACGCGUUGAGCCAUAUGAUGAAGAUGAGGGGACAGGUGAUUUACGAUAUGUGCAGAUGGCUGUGACAACACACAAUACUUCCCUUCCCGCUUCCGAAAGAUAUAAGAAUGGUAAAGUGCAGGUAGCUUUAGUAUGGAAUUCAAGAAACGAAAAUUCGCCGAGUUCGGAGAAACUGCAAGCCUUGGCCAAUUUUAUGUGGAGAAAUGGUGGGCCAAGGAACAAGGUCAAUCUGAUUCACUCUGUAUGGGCUAACUUUCAGACAUCAUCUAACAAUAUAAUUUUUGGAAAUAGAUGGAGACAUCUUUUAGGGGAAAGAGACUUUUGGGAACAUGUUGGAGGAAUUGAUAUUUCCUUGGCUCCGUCCAGUUUUGGCCAAGCAAACACAAGGGCUUUUGAUACCUUGCUUCGGAAGCUACAAAAAUAUGUCCCUCAGGGAGCAUCUGUUGCUGAUUUGUAUGCAGGAGCUGGUGUAAUUGGAUUAUCAUUAGCUGUGACAAGAAAAUGCAGGUCUGUUCGAUGCAUUGAGAUUAAUAAAGAAUCAAAAGUAUCCUUUGAGAAGACAGUUGACCGCCUGCCAAACUCGGUAGAGAGCAGCAUCAGCUGGCAUCUUGCAGACACUUCUAAAGAACCUCUUUCUUGGAUCAUGGGAUCAGAUGUACUUGUUGUCGAUCCUCCUAGAAAGGGACUGGAUGCAUCUCUUGUUGAUGCAUUGCGGAGUAUAGCUUCAGCAAAGCGUAAAGCUAAGUCGUCCUCGGAGAGUUCAAGCUCAAGGGGUAAGGAUGAGAAGAGACCAUGGAUGCUGCGUGCAAAAGAAGCUUCAGUUCAGAUCAGAAGCGAAAUUACUUCAGAAGAUAGUAAAUCAUGGCCUCAAACCCUUAUUUAUAUAAGUUGUGGAUGGGAAAGCUUCAAAGAGGAUUGCAAGGAUUUGUUGUCUAGCAAGGCAUGGCACUUGGAAAAAGCCCAUGGCUAUAAUUUUUUCCCUGGAACCCAGAGCAUCGAGGUUUUAGCUGUGUUCAAGAGGGGCCAAGGAAGCCCAAAGAAAAAGAGAACAGGAAUAAAGCAGAAGAAACGCUUGUAAACAAUUCUGAAAGAGGAUUUUGCAGUGAGUUUCUGUGAUGACCGUUUGAAGAUUUUCUGGGUUAUUAACUUAUUACAGGAAGACGAGUGGGAGUAUCUGGUAGAGAGAAUUUAACAAAACCAAAUCUUCUAUCUUGCUUUCCCUUUUGUAGAAAGGGAUUUUGUUCACCAUCGGCUGAAACAUGUGUAAAAUGAAUACUUACAAAUGAAUGAAAUUGCACUUUGUUGUA
Messenger RNA from Malus domestica (apple), 1857 nucleotides. RefSeq lists its product as uncharacterized. The record is from RefSeq and is a predicted model, not a curated record. Lineage: Eukaryota; Viridiplantae; Streptophyta; Magnoliopsida; Rosales; Rosaceae. Gene Ontology annotation, biological process: RNA processing. Gene Ontology annotation, molecular function: RNA methyltransferase activity.